AUGAAGGAAGCCAAGGAGCGCACGAGGUCUUCGCGCCCGAUUCCACCGCGAGAUGGAAGCAAGCUUAUCAAAGCUUUUCUCGGGCAGGCCGAGGAUUUACCCCACGACCUCCUGGACACCAACACGCACAUGCUCCACGUCAAUCACGCAUACAAAAACGUAAUGAAGAUGAUCGGCAAGAAACCCGCUCGGCGACUCCUGCAUCUUUUCCUGGCAAUCAAGAGGAAGAAAACACAGCGGCGAUAG
Phytophthora infestans T30-4 is the source of this 246-nucleotide messenger RNA. RefSeq lists its product as uncharacterized. The transcript is spliced from 2 exons. The record is from RefSeq and is a predicted model, not a curated record. NCBI's taxonomy places the organism in Eukaryota, Oomycota, Peronosporomycetes, Peronosporales, Peronosporaceae. Bases 1 to 246 code for a protein of 81 amino acids.